AUUGAUUUCACCAUACAACAAUCAUGUCGACAUCAUUAAGAAAUGUGGUUCAACGACGAAACCAUAAAGAACGUGGACAAUUAGCUGGAAGGGAAAAGCUUGGUCUUCUUGAAAAGAAAAAGGAUUAUCUUUUACGUGCUCGGGACUAUCACAGUAAACAGAAACGACUCAAAGCUUUAAGGGAAAAAGCUUUAUUCAGAAACCCUGAUGAAUUCUAUUUCAAGAUGAUAAACACUUCAACAAAGAAUGGUGUUCAUAUUCAAAAACGAAAUGAAGAACUUCCUCAUGAAAUGGUACAACUCUUGAAAAGUCAGGACAAGAAUUAUAUCAAAAUGCAAAGGGAUAUUAGUAAAAAGAAAAUGGAAAAACUUCAAGAUUCAUUGCACUUUUUGGACGAAGGUGAAAUCGAAAAACCCAAAACAAGAAGAAACAAACAUAUUGUCUUUGUUGAUACUGAAGACCAAGCCAAAUCAUUUGAUGUCGUCAAACACCUUGAUACAGCACCUGAAUUAGUCCACCGGAAAUUCAAUAGACCUCGUAUAGAUACUUUGAAACAAACUUCUCUCGAUACAACCAUGACCAAGGAAGAAAUCAAGGAAAUGAAACGAGCUCGUGAAAUGAAAUACAAGGAAUUACAAUCAAGAAAGGAACGUGAAAAAGGAUUAAAACGUGCUGAACGAGAACUGGAAAUUCAAAAGGCCAUGAAUGCAAAAGGUGAACGAAAGAAGAUUGGUGUCGACAAGUUGGGAUUACCUGUAUACAAAUGGAAAGCUGAUCGAAAACGAUAAGAAUGUCGCUCAUCUGUCGUUUGGGACAAUCAUAUUAUCCCCCCCCCUUUUCAUUUUCAUUUUAUUGUCUUUUAGUAUUAUUUUGUCAUUAGAAAUACCAUUCUUUUAUUUUUCAUUCCUUUGCCUUCCAUUAGUAUAUAUUGUACUUUGUAUUAUUCAUCAUCAAUAAAAUAAAUAAAAAAAAGUCUAUUCAUGUA
This is a messenger RNA of Halteromyces radiatus, 985 nucleotides long. RefSeq names its product small-subunit processome. NCBI's taxonomy places the organism in Eukaryota, Fungi, Mucoromycota, Mucoromycetes, Mucorales, Cunninghamellaceae. The transcript has 4 exons. Gene Ontology annotation, biological process: rRNA processing. The record is from RefSeq and is a predicted model, not a curated record. Gene Ontology annotation, cellular component: nucleolus; small-subunit processome. Bases 24 to 788 code for a protein of 254 amino acids.